GUCCUCUCCGCAAAAAUCGCCUUCCUCUUUCCCCGUCGUCUCCACCAACGCCACUCCAAAUCCAGAACCGAAGGAGGAAGAGGAAGAGAGGCUAGCUAGCUAGGGUUCCGCCUCCCGCCGGCCGGAGAGAGGGAGAGAGAGGAUGACGACGGCGGCGCGGCCGACGUGGGCGCCGGCGAAGGGCGGGAACGAGCAGGGGGGCACGCGCAUCUUCGGGCCCUCCGGGAAGUACUCCUCCCGCGACCUCGCCGCCCACACCUCCCUCAAGCCCAGAAAAGAGGGACAACAAACUCAAGAGGAGGUACAGAAGAGGAAUCUUAGGGAUGAACUUGAGGAGCGUGAACGCAAGCACUUCUCAUCCAAGGAUAAGUCCUAUGUUGACGAGAGGGACCGGCGAAAAAGUUCAGGCCUGCUCUUAGAAGGUUCAAAACGGGAUGAGGAUAAGAUAGUUCCACGUGAAAUUGAUGCAGAUGACUCUGACGUGGAACUAAAAAGUGAUGAUGAAAGCGACGAUGAUGACGACGACGAUGACACUGAGGCACUAAUGGCAGAGCUUGAAAGGAUUAAAAAAGAAAGAGCCGAGGACAGGCUUAGAAAGGAGCGUCAGCAAGCAGAAGAAGAGGCCAAGAUGAAGGAGGCUGAGCUGAUGCGAGGAAACCCACUGAUCAAUAUGAAUAACUCUGGCUCCUUCAAUGUGAAGAGAAGGUGGGAUGAUGAUGUUGUAUUCAAGAACCAGGCUCGUGGAGAGACUAAGACACCGAAACGGUUCAUCAAUGACACCAUCAGAAGUGAUUUCCACCGCAAGUUUCUGCAUAGGUACAUGAAAUGAUGCUGCUGUAUGCUUUAUGUUGUCUGGACAUUAUGCAUGCUGAAAGAGCCUGUGAUGUUUCUGUAUUCUGAAGAUCGAUUUGUAUGACAUAACUGUAACAGCUACGUUAUCUUAAUGGUGAUAUGUUUACCCUGUUCCUAAGAGUAAAGAAAAGAACCCACUGCUUGUGUAUUA
Molecule: messenger RNA, 1003 nt
Organism: Triticum urartu
Lineage: Eukaryota; Viridiplantae; Streptophyta; Magnoliopsida; Poales; Poaceae
Biological process (GO): mRNA cis splicing, via spliceosome
Cellular component (GO): catalytic step 2 spliceosome
Molecular function (GO): RNA binding
Source: RefSeq, a predicted model, not a curated record